AUGUCAGACAUGGAAGAUGUUUUGGAUAGGCAAGAGCGAGAAAGGCGAGCAAGAAUGCGCAGAAAAGCUGCAAGCAAAAGGGCGCAGAGAGAACUAGAUGAGCAACUUGGUGUGGCCGUUGCUUUGAUGGAGGAAGAAAACCAGAGCCGUCGUGGUUCACGAGAAGGCCGGGCAUCGAAUGUGGACAGACAUAGACAUUCUCGGGGUAAGAAUCUUCUGGAAGAUUAUUUUAUCCCACAAUCUUUGUACUAUGAUGUUCAUUUUCGAGCAAGAUAUAGAAUGCAACCCCAUUUGUUCAAUAAAGUCAUGCAUGAUAUUUGCAAUUAUGAUGACUACUUUGUUCAAAAUAAAAAUUGUGCUGGAGAUUUGGGGCUGCUUCCCGAGCAAAAGUUCACAGCUGUGAUACGAAUGUUGGCGUAUGGGUCAUCUGCUGAUCAGGUGGAUGAGAUUGCCCGGAUGGGGAAGUCCACUAUUUUGGAGAGCUUGGUGCGAUUUUGUGAUGUAGUGGAAAAUCUGUACACCAUGGACUACCUGCGCAGACCUACGCCCAGGGACCUGCAACGGCUUUUACAAAAAGCUGAGUCUCGUAGAUUUCCUGGAAUGAUUGGUAGCAUUGACUGCAUGCACUGGCAAUGGAAAAAUUAUCCAUCUGCUUGGCAAGGGGAUUAUGGUAAUCGGAAAGGGCAGAAAAGCAUCAUCCUCGAAGCAGUUGCUGGUUUUGAUACCUGGGUUUGGCACGCCUUCUUUGGAGUUGCCGGCUCUCAAAAUGAUUUGAACGUCCUGGGUCAAUCCGAUGCCGGUGUCUCAUGGAGUGGCGUCUCGUUCAAGACUACCGUCGAACCCGUUUGA
Prunus armeniaca (apricot) is the source of this 849-nucleotide messenger RNA. The record is from the annotation of a GenBank genome assembly. Lineage: Eukaryota; Viridiplantae; Streptophyta; Magnoliopsida; Rosales; Rosaceae.